AUGGCCAAUGGAAGCAACAUUGAGCGACUCGACACUCUUGAGACGCUCGCGACCAACGCCGACUUUUAUGAGCACUUGGCAGCUGGAAAAGUUGCGACUGCGUACGAUCAUGCUUCCACGCCCUCGACAAAUGGCAAAGGGCACAGUCAUCCACACUACAUUCCUGUGCCCAUCACCAUCAAGUCGCAGAUCGGGAGUCCAACUGCGUUGGCCGUUGGAGCCUUCGCCACGACAUUGACAACGCUUUCGUUGUCGUUGAUGGGGUGGAGAGGAGUCGGCGUGACGAACGCCUUCAUCGGCAAUUUCUUUGGUGUCGCUGGGAUCGGCAUGUUCGUGUCUGCCAACUGGGAGCUGGUCCUGGGCAAUACUUAUUCGUAUACUGUCCUCGCUGCUUUUGGCCUCUUUUACGCAGGUUUUGGCUUUAUCAUCACGCCAUAUUUCGGGGUUGCUGAGUCGUAUGGCGGGUCCGACACACCUGAGUACAAUAAUGCUCUUGGCUUCUGGGUUUUGAUGUGGGCGGUCUGGAACGUAUUCUUUUUGCUCGGCUCUCUGUCAAUCAACCUGGUGUUCAUUGGUAUCUUUGCCACAGUCCAGGGAGCCUUCACGCUCGUCGCUGCCGGCUACUUUUUGAAAGCAGACGGCAGUUCUCAGGCGACUGCUGUGCUCAAAGCCGGGGGCGCCUUUGCAUUCGCGUCAGGUAUGCUGGGCUAUUACACGGUUGCGAAUCUGAUGUGCUCGGAAGUCUUGCCAUUUUCGCUUCCGAUGGGCGAUACGAGCCGGUUCUUCAAGAGGAAGCAGAAGCAGGGCUAA
Messenger RNA from Cercospora beticola, 810 nucleotides. RefSeq lists its product as uncharacterized. Lineage: Eukaryota; Fungi; Ascomycota; Dothideomycetes; Mycosphaerellales; Mycosphaerellaceae. The record is from RefSeq and is a predicted model, not a curated record. Gene Ontology annotation, molecular function: acetate transmembrane transporter activity. Gene Ontology annotation, cellular component: plasma membrane.